GAGGAAGAACAAGGCCUAAUAAACAGCAGCUUCAGCUGGGGGGUCAAGCAGGAAAGCUUUUUUGCUUUUUUCUGUAUAUUUAAGGUCAGGUUUAAUAAACACGUCUCAUCCGGUGAAGCAGAACACAAUGAAAACACUGAUAGUGCCGGUGUUCCUCAGUUUCCUGCUCUCAGAAGUGUUUUCGGCUCAGGUGACGGUAUCUCAGACGCAGUACAGCACAGGUCUCUUUGUCCCGGUUACGCUGCGCUGUGACUAUACCACUUCAGCUAGUAUUCAGAAUGUGCUGGUCACAUGGGUCUACAAGUCUUUCUGCAAAGACCCGGUGCUGGACUACUACUCCACAGCCUACCAGGCAGCUCUGCAGAUGGGGCAGGACCCAUCCAAUGACUGCCCAGAUAGCACCCGCACCAUCCGGACUGUGGCCCAGAAACAGGGCACCAACGAGCCCACGCUGGGUCCAGAAUACAGUGGACGCAGAAUCACCAUCCAGAACAAGGCAGACCUGGUGAUCACAGAGGUGAAGUGGUGGGACAAUGGCGUCUAUAAGUGCUCUGUUGAUGCUGCUGGAGAUACUAGUGGAUACCCAACCAAAGAUGUCAAGCUCAUAGUUUACGGUUGGCUGACUGUACUCUUUUUAAUCAUUGGGGCCAUUCUCCUCCUACUCCUUUUUUGUAUUUGCUGCUGCCAGUGUUGCCCUCAGAAAUGCUGCUGUUAUGUGCGCUGCCCUUGCUGCCCACAAACCUGCUGCUGCCCCGAGAAAAUGGUGAUGCAGCACAGGAUGAUGAAGGAUGCCCAGAGGGCCAUGAGCUCCUGGACCAAUGGACAGCCGAUCUACGCACCCCUGAGCUGUCAUAGCUCUGCGUACCAAAUGAAUCCCAUGAUGUAUCCAGGUUCAGCAUCAGGAAAGAUCCCCAUGUCUCCCAUGCCUCUCCCACCUCCUGCCCAUUUUGCCCCACCACCAGUCCAUAUGCCUGCCCCCAUGCAUGCAGCUAUGUCACCGCACAGCAUGCAGGGCAGGGACAGUGCCAACAAAGUGCUGGAUUAUCUGGAGCACCAGGUAAGGGAUAUGGAUGCAACUAACCCUAUGAUCCCACCUCCGCCUUUGCACAUGGCCCACAACGUGCCCUUCUCUGCCGGCCCACCCAGCAUGCUCUCUGGACUGGACGAUGGCCCUGCCUCCCGCCGUCACCACCCAGCGCACUCCAGUGGCUCAUCAAGCUACAAUCGCCACCGCCAGCCUCCUCCAUCUAGACGCAGUAUGAAACGCAGUUACAGUCAGGAAGAUGUGCUGGACAACCGGAGCCAAGUGUCUUAUCGGCCUCGUUCACGUUCCAGAGAGGACCUGCUAGAGAGCAGUAGGGGAUACUAUGACUCUUCCAGUGAUUACAAUGACAGGAGAGGAGGUGGAUCUAGAGGAAGAGCUCGAGGUGGGGCCAGAGGAGGAGGCUGGUCUGAACAUCCACCUAGCUACAGCGAGUACGAGCCAGGCGAGAAGCCGACAAGGCGACCCUUCUCUGUUAAAAGCUCAGUGAGUGGUACAAGUGUAGUAAUCUGAAGCCUGUCUGCCUUCCACCAUUAUGGAGACUUUCCUGAUUGCAAGUGCCAAGGACAGCACUGAGUAGUAAAUAAUAUAAAGUUAGUUGUAUCAUUGAAGGUUUUGUGGUUUUAAGGAUUUUGAAGAAAUAUUUGAACAGGCAUGAGCAUCACUGCUGUGAAAGGCCUUUUGCCCUAUUUAAAAGAAUAUGAGGAAGAUCUUAGAGUUUUUAUUUUCCCUUAAUUGGUAACGUCAAUUAUAUAUAAAUAAAAGCAUUUGAGCCUGUUUUUUUUCCAGUUAGAUCUCAUGUGGGUCAAACAACAUUCAGUGACCUGAAUUCUGAGUGUGGGGAUUUUAUGAAUGUGGUUUAUAAUAUGUAGCUGUUGCUCAUUUAUUAGUCUAUGAUGCCAUGCUUCUUUACCAGGUGUGUGUAUAAUGGAAGCAUUUUUUUAAUAUUCAAAGGGCACAUCAUAAUUUGAAAGCCUUUUGUUUACAUCCAUUUAGGGAUCUCCUGUAUGUGUGUAUAUAUAUAUUUUAAAUGUAUUUAUUCUUGAAAGCAGUUUCUUUUAAAAAGCCUCAAAACGUCUUUUUUAAAUGUCAUUUUUUUUAAUACUUCGCUUCAACCAACACAGUUAGAUGAUAGUAAUGCUUCUCUAAGGUUAAUCUUGUGAAGGAAUAAAAAGUGAAGGUGAAGUGAACCUAAGGUGAAGGUGAAUCUUUAUGUAUUCUUUACUUGUGUGUGAAUCUUUUUGUCGGUUUAUUUUUAUUUUUAGUCAAGACCUAUUUUGCCUAUAAUUUUGACUAAUCUGACCCAAGAUGAUUGUUGAAUGUUUAAAAAAAAUAAAAAGAAAAAAAUAAUAAUAAAUUUGUACUUUUAUUUUUAUUUUUUUCAAAAGUUCAUGGAUAUGGAAGUAUAAACAAAUGCAUUAUUAACAUAUAUGGUGUGGACGGAUACAUAUUUAAAUUUACUUUAAUAAACAUUGUCAUUAUACUUUAAUAAAGUUGUAAUUAAUUCAUUCAUUCA
Molecule: messenger RNA, 2558 nt
Organism: Tachysurus vachellii
Lineage: Eukaryota; Metazoa; Chordata; Actinopteri; Siluriformes; Bagridae
Gene: ildr1a
Product: immunoglobulin-like domain containing receptor 1a
Exons: 9
Coding region: 128-1555 (475 amino acids)
Cellular component (GO): plasma membrane
Molecular function (GO): high-density lipoprotein particle receptor activity
Source: RefSeq, a predicted model, not a curated record